Suillus bovinus is the source of this 1026-nucleotide messenger RNA. RefSeq lists its product as uncharacterized. The coding region runs from base 1 to 1026 and encodes 341 amino acids. The record is from RefSeq and is a predicted model, not a curated record. The transcript is spliced from 13 exons. NCBI's taxonomy places the organism in Eukaryota, Fungi, Basidiomycota, Agaricomycetes, Boletales, Suillaceae.
AUGGAUGUUGAGUUAUCCACACUGUUCGACGAUGUACGCAUCCUUCAGAUGGGGAGGAUGUUCCAAUUGGCAGCAACAUUAGUUGUGGUGUACGAUCACGUGCUUUGUUCUCAGAGAGAGGUGGACUUGAUUUGGAAAAGAUCAAAGUCUCUUGUGUCACACCUCUACUUUACGACCCGUUACUUUGGGGAUGCUAUCUCAAUAAUUAGUGCAAUAUUGUUUAUGGGCUCGACAUUUUCAGUCAAUCACAUAUGUCCGAUUUAUAUCCUCUUGCUAAUCAACGACACUCUUUGCAUCAGUUGUCGUAUUCUAUUUCACUUCCAAUCCUACGGGCCUUUUGUGCCAGUAUGGGCUACACAAACAAUCAUGCAACUGCGCAUUUACGCCAUGUAUCGCAAGUCAAAGAGGAUUCUAGCGUUCACAGGAGUCUGCUUUGUGCUCGAGAUCGCAGCCAUUUGCACGGUCCUGGCGCUAAACUUCGACCGCUCCUUAACAUAUACCAAUGAAGCCAUACCCGGGCUUCUCAACAUGUGUGCAACGUCGACUAUCAAUAGAAGCUUCACGGCCAUCUACGUGCCUAUCUUUUGUUUCGAACUUUUACUUUUCGCCCUUGCCAUAUUUGUUGCGUUCAAGCACAUGAGGAACACCCAUACAAUUGCUGGGAAGAGACUUCACAACACGAUGGCGACACUGGUCAAGUACAACACGAUCUACUUCUUCGUCGAAACGGCCGGAUGUGGUAUCGCCGCGGCGUUGUAUCUUGGUCUUCCGUCAAUCUAUUUGGAGAUCACGAAUUCAGCGCUUAUUGCAACCACGAUCAUCCUUGGGAGCCGACUUGUGCUUGCCACGCGUAAUUUCUACUCUGACCCAUCCGCGGAAGAUUGUUGGGGCCCGAGCCAUGGGUCCACUUGUGUGAGCCCUAUGUUUACCCAACCUUCAUUAUUUGGGCCAUUAUCCAGUCAUAUGGAGAUGUCGAUUAUCAGUGCCAAGGGUCAUCAUCUGGAUACAAGUGAUGACGCUGUAUAG